Eutrema salsugineum is the source of this 6021-nucleotide messenger RNA. RefSeq names its product sister chromatid cohesion protein SCC2. The transcript has 28 exons. Gene Ontology annotation, molecular function: chromatin binding. Gene Ontology annotation, cellular component: Scc2-Scc4 cohesin loading complex. Lineage: Eukaryota; Viridiplantae; Streptophyta; Magnoliopsida; Brassicales; Brassicaceae. Bases 210 to 5735 code for a protein of 1841 amino acids. The record is from RefSeq and is a predicted model, not a curated record. Gene Ontology annotation, biological process: establishment of mitotic sister chromatid cohesion; establishment of protein localization to chromatin; replication-born double-strand break repair via sister chromatid exchange.
CAGAGGAAGAUGUCUCUUGCUUUUCCCCGCCAAUUGCAUCUCCCCAAUUUCUUCUCCCCUAAUUUCAAUCUAGGUCUCAAUCCUCUCUUAUGACUGAUAUACGUACUUCAAAUUCCCCUCAAAUUUCCCCGUCAAUUCUCGGAAGUUCUUCGAAAUCUGAUAUCUGGAAACCCUAAUUUUUGAAUCCGUGUGUACACUUCGAUCCGAAGAUGAGCAAUCCAAGCAGUUCCGGAUGGGGCUCAAGCUCGAGUUUGACUCAGUUCGGAAUCGGUUUGGCCAAUACAGUGCAGUCGGAGGUUGCUCCUCACUUGCCGCUACCGUCGUUACCCAUUUUCUGCGGCGCGACGGAACCUGGGGAGUUCAAGCUCUUCGAUGAGGUUAACCAAGGUAGUAGCGGCAACAGGUCAUUGAAUCGCACUGAGAUUCUCUCGCAAUCCUGUAGAAUCGCUAGCCUGCUUGAAGAAACUGACGUUUCUUACCUGGAUCUUAGAAACGAAGCUAGGGCGCUCAGUUGUAAUUCUGAGGAGCCUUUUCAGUUAUAUGACCAAGUUCUACGAUUCAAACCUAGAGCAUUUGAUAUUGUUACCCCUGGUCCGACCUACGAUCCAGUCUUUAUCAAUGAAGAACCUAAAAAGAGAAAAUCUGAGCCAAGUAUUCCUGUCAAGAUUCAACGACAGACAGAUCAUCAUUUAGCUAGGAAUAUCCAGCCUGAUCCUGUGAAAAGGGUCUUACGAUCAAAUCAUAUUGAAGAUCAUAGUUGGCAGGCUGAACCUUUGACAAACCAGUUACCGAGAGAUGAUAUUGCAAUUCAUGACUCUCGGCCUGAAACGAUCAGCAUGAAUGAAUCUUCUGCUUCCAAAAAGCCAAAGGGCAAGAAGAGACGUAAAGAUGACCUGUCUUCAGUUCAACCAGAUCCAUCUGUGCUUCAAGAGUCCAUCGUAAAAAGCUUUUGUGAGAUGUUGGAGGACUUCUGUAGCAGAGCUGAAGUCCCUGGUGAUGAUAGGGAUGAAGCAGAGUGGUCAUCACUGCCUGUUAAUGACGUUCGCGUUCUUGUGAAUGAAUUGAUGACUAUACGGUCAAAAAUGCUCUUGCAUAUGGUACCUGUUGAUAUUCUAUCGAGGUUAUUGCACACUCUGGAUCAUCAGAUACAUAGGGCAGAAGGCUUGUCCAUUAAUAGUGAGCAUUCAGAUUCAGAUUCUGUUUUGUUGGUUCUCGGUGCCCUUGAGUCAAUCCAUGCAUCGCUUGCAGUGAUGGCUAACAGUGAUAUGCCAAAGCAGCUCUACAAGGAAGAGGUAAUUGAGAGAAUUUUAGAGUUUUCUCGGCACCAAAUGAUGGCUGUUAUGUCUGCUUAUGAUCCAUCAUACCGCACCGCAAGUAAACCGGCAGAUAAUGUGGCAUUUGAAGGUGAUGAUGAUGAUGAUGAUCCCGAUCCUGACAUGGGCUCAGCCAGCAAAAGGCGGCGCACAGGAAAAAGUGGCAAAGUGAAGAAGUCAGGAGUGAACAGGAUAUCUGGAGCAGUGAAUACUGCACUUCAGAAACUGUGCACUAUUCUUGGUUUACUCAAGGACCUGUUGUUGGUAGAAAGGUUAUCUGACAGUUGCAUUUUACAACUGUUGAAGACAAGUAUUACCACAUUUUUGGUGGAAAAUAUCCAACUUCUGCAACUUAAAGCAAUUAGCUUAAUUGGUGGUAUAUAUAAUUCAUAUGCUCAACAUCGAACCUAUGUGAUAGAUGAGUUAUCUCAAUUGCUUUGGAAGUUACCUUCCUCGAAACGAGCAUUGAGAGCGUAUCUUCUUCCUGAUGAAGAACAGAAGCAGAUUCAAAUGGUCACUGCUUUGCUCAUUCAGUUGGUUCACAACAGCACAAGCCUUCCUGAAACCCUGAGACAGGCUUCCAGUGGAAACUCCAUACUGGAGACCCCAGUUGAUGCUGGUUACCUAACUAAAUGUCAUGAGGCGGCUACAGAAACAUGUUGCCUUUUCUGGACUCGUGUCCUUGAACGUUUUGCCAGUUUGAAGGCUCAGGAUGCUUCUGAGAUAAAAGUGAUGAUUGAGAACCUUGUUAAUGAUUUGCUGACAGCACUGAAUCUUCCUGAAUAUCCAUCAGUGUCCCCUAUUCUUGAGGUUCUCUGUGUCAUACUGCUGCAUAAUGCAGGGUUGAAAUCAAAAGAUGUCUCUGCCCGGUCAAUGGCCAUGGAACUGCUAGGUACCAUUGCUGCAAGGUUGAAAAAAGAUGCUGUCCUCUGCAGUAGAGACAGAUUCUGGACGUUACUAGAAUCAGAUAGUGAAACUAGAGUUGACGAAGUUGGCACAAAAGACUGUGCUCUUUGUUUAGGCAAAAGAGCUGGGAACUUAUUGGUCUGUCAAAUUUGUCAAAGGUGGUUUCAUCCUGACUGUUUGGGUUUAAAGGAACUAGACAUUUCAAGUCGAAAUUGGCACUGUCCGUUUUGCGUAUGCAAGAGGCAACUUCUUGUACUGCAAUCUUACUGCAAGACGGACACCAAGAGUACUGGUAAGUUGGAGUCAGAAGAAGACUCAAAUAUGAUUACACAGACAGAAGUUGUGCAACAGAUGCUCUUGAAUUACCUUCAGGAUGCAGGAUCUGCUGAUGAUGUGCAUACUUUCAUUUGCUGGUUUUAUCUGUGCCUUUGGUAUAAAGAUGUCCCAAAAUCUCAGAAGAAAUUCAAAUAUUACAUUGCUAGACUGAAAGCAAAGUCAAUAAUCCGUAAUUCUGGAGCAACUACGUCGUUCUUGACAAGAGAUGCUAUUAAAAAGAUUACAUUAGCUCUGGGACUGCAUAAUUCCUUUUCCAGAGGAUUUGAUAAGAUUCUACACAUGCUCCUGGCUAGUUUAAGAGAGAACUCUCCCAUUAUUAGGGCCAAAGCUAUGCGAGCAGUUAGUACAAUUGUUGAUUCUGAUCCAGAGGUAUUGUGUGAUAAGCGUGUUCAGUUGGCUGUUGAAGGAAGGUUUUGUGAUUCUGCAAUAUCUGUUAGAGAAGCAGCACUGGAACUUGUUGGUAGGUACAUUGCAUCACAUCCUGAUGUUGGUUUAAAGUACUUUGAGAAGGUCGCUGAGAGGAUUAAGGAUACUGGAGUGAGUGUUCGAAAACGAGCCAUCAAGAUAAUACGUGACAUGUGUACUUCAAAUCCAAACUUCUCUGAAUUUACAAGUGCAUGUACUGAGAUAUUAUCUCGUAUCAGUGAUGAUGAAUCUAGCAUCCAGGAUCUUGUGUGCAAAACUUUCUAUGAAUUUUGGUUUGAGGAACCUCCAGGGCAUCAUACUCAGUUUGCUAGUGAUGCUAGCUCCAUUCCAGUCGAAGUGGAAAUGAAAACCAAUCAAAUGGUUGGGUUGUUAAGGAGGACCCCAAAUCAUCAGCUUCUUGUAACAAUUAUUAAGCGAGCCCUGGCCCUUGAUUUUUUUCCUCAAGCAACUAAAGCUGCUGGUAUCAACCCAGUUGCUCUUGCAUCAGUGCGCAGGCGCUGCGAGCUGAUGUGCAAGUGUUUACUGGAAAAAAUAUUACAGGUAGAAGAAAUGAGCCGUGAAGAAGGAGAAGGGCAAGUGCUUCCUUAUGUACUUGUUCUGCAUGCUUUUUGUCUCGUGGAUCCUGGGCUGUGUACACCGGCGUCAGACCCUACUAAAUUUGUUAUCACCUUACAGCCAUAUCUGAAGAGUCAGGUUGAUAGUAGAAUAGGAGCACAGUUACUAGAGAGUAUUAUUUUCAUUAUAGAUUCUGUCCUACCCUUGAUCCGCAAGCUGCCGCUUAGUGUGACAGAAGAUCUGGAGCAAGAUCUAAAGCAUAUGAUCGUUCGGCACUCGUUUCUAACCGUUGUUCACGCUUGCGUUAGGUGUCUCUGUUCUGUGAGUAAAUUGGCGGGAAAAGGUGUUAGUGUAGUUGAGCAUCUUCUUCAGUUCUUUUUUAAACGGCUGGAAGCCCAAGGGUCCGAUAACAACCAGAUUGCUGGGCGGUCCCUUUUUUGUCUUGGCUUGCUUAUUCGGCAUGGAAACUCUCUUAUUAGCACCUCAGGUGGCAGGAAUUUCAAUCUUUCUGGCUGUCUCAAUUUGUUCAAACGACAUCUCUGCACAGAAGAUUUUGCUUUGAAAGUCAGGUCCCUGCAGGCUUUAGGUUUUAUUCUAAUUGCGCGGCCUGAUUACAUGCUGGAAGAAGACAUCGGAAAGAUAAUCGAUAGUACAUUAUCAGAUGAAGCAAACGGGCGUAUGAAGAUGCAAGCAUUACAAAACAUGUAUGAGUACCUUCUUGAUGCGGAAAAACAAUUGGGAUCCGAUAAAGCUGGUGAUAACACGGUUAACCCAAUUGAGCAAGGUGGCCAUAAUGUACCUGUAGCCGCUGGUGCAGGUGACACCAACAUUUGCGGAGGCAUUGUGCAGUUGUAUUGGGAUAAGAUAUUAGGUAGAUGUUUGGACUUCGAUGAUCAAAUCCGCCAGACUGCUCUCAAGAUAGUGGAAGUUGUGCUACGUCAAGGUCUUGUUCAUCCUAUUACAUGUGUUCCUUAUCUGAUUGCCCUUGAGACAGAUCCUCUAGAGGCCAACCAAAAGCUGGCACAUCAUUUGCUAAUGAAUAUGCAUGAGAAGUAUCCGGCGUUUUUUGAAAGCCGUCUCGGUGACGGACUUCAAAUGUCGUUCAUUUUCAUGCAAUCCAUUAGCCAGGUCACUUCAGAAUCAAAUCAAAUUCCUCAGCAAAAGGGUUCGACAAACACGCCGGGGAACGGUCUCACACAAGCUAGACUUGGAGUCUCUAGAAUCUACAAGCUUAUCCGUGGAAACCGAAUUUCUCGGAACAAAUUUAUGGCUUCUAUUGUACGCAAGUUUGAUAAUCCAACCUGGAGUGGCUCAGUGAUAGCCUUUCUGAUGUAUUGCACUGAAACCCUUGCUUUACUUCCAUUCACAACACCUGAUGAGCCGCUCUAUCUUGUAUAUUCCAUAAACCGAGUUAUACAAAUCCGGGCUGGUGCAAUCGAGUCAAAUUUGAAGACUUUGUUACAUAAAGAUUCCGCAAAGCCUCAGCAUGGAAAUGGAACGUACCAACAAGAUCCGAUCCUCGGACAUAUGCACACGAUGGAUUUAAACACAAGAAUCCAAGAAGAACCAACGCAUUGGAAUUCGUAUGGCCAUCCAACUCCAAUUGAUCUCAACGGAGUAGUAUACCAAGAUCCGAGGGAUCAAUUUACUACAUAUCAAACCCAUAAUGGGGAAGCAAAUGUGCACAAGAUGACCUCAUCUGAUCCGCCCGAAUUAUCCAUCGAUGAUCAGCAGAAAAUUCAGGUUGAUUGCUUAUCAGCUAUAGCUUUACAACUUCUUUUGAAGCUUAAGAGAUACUUAAAAGUCACGUACAGCUUAAACGAUGACCGGUGCCAAGCCUAUUCUCCAACGGAACCAUUGAAGCCAGGAGAUCCUCUGUCCAAACAAAGUGUUGCCUUUGACCUCAGCGAAACUCGCACUGACUUACCUUCAACAUAUCAAGACUUAGUUGAGAGAUAUCAGGAGUAUAAGAACUCGAUGAGAGAAGAUACUCUUGACUACACAAUUUAUUCAACCAACGUCAAGAGGAAACGGCCAACGCCGAGGAAAGGCACAAGAUCAGCUAAAAAAGCAGUGGCCUACAAUGAAGAUGAUGGUGAUGAUGACGAUGAUGACAGAGGUUGGAAUGGAGGAAGAGGAGGAGGUCGUAUGACUGCUCGGAGAUUAAAUUACAGCACCAGAAGUAGCAAUAGAAGGUAAUGUGAGAGAUCAUUCCCCUUUGCCUCCUGUUAUAGAUUACUGUACAUAAAGCGGCGCAAUUAAAAAGAAGAAAAAAAUCAAAAACGCUGUGAUUUUUAGGCUCUUAACCAGUGUACAGUACGGUUUCUUACAAAAUUAGGAAGACUCGAAUGUUAAAAGCUUUUGUUAAGGGAAGAAAUACAAAAUCUAAGUAGAAGAAGACCAGAAUUGGGUAGGGAAGGGUGUAUUUUUUUGGUCUAAUUUGAUCAUUACAUGGAAUUCACUUACUUAUUGCUAUUAUAUUGUU